AAACUUGGAUUCCUCUCGACCAUCUCAUAAGCGAUAACAUCCGAGCCUCUUUCACAUUUCUUCUGGUUCCACUUGAAGGUUUCUGAUUCAAUAAGACAAAAUAAAAACAAGAGAAACAAGGAAGAAGAAAUAAAGAAAGAAUGCUGAGAAGCAUUGGGAGAGGAUGGAGAGAUCUGAGCGGUGAAAGCAAUUGGAAAGGGCUGCUGCAGCCGUUGGAUCAAGAUCUCCGGCAAUACAUCAUUCACUACGGGGAGAUGGCUCAGGCAACCUACGACACUUUCAACUCCAACACCAAAUCCAAAUACGCCGGUUCCAGCAUUUACUCCCGACAAGAUUUCUUCUCCAAAGUGGGUCUGGAGAAGAACAAUCCCUACUCCAAGUACCAAGUGACCAAGUUCCUGUACGCCACGUCACAGAUCGAGGUUCCUGAUUCGUUCUUGGUCUUUCCCGUGUCACGUGAAGGGCGGACCAAGGAGUCGAACUGGAUGGGGUACGUGGCCGUCACGACGGACGAGGGGACCGAGCUGUUAGGUCGGAGAGAUAUCGUGGUUGCUUGGAGAGGUUCGAUCCAGACAUUGGAAUGGAUUAAUGAUUUCCACUUCGUUUUGGUUGACGCUAAGAACAUUUUCGGGGAAAAGAGCAAGGGGGUUCAGGUCCAUCAAGGCUGGUAUUCGAUAUACACCUCUUCAGACGAACGUUCACCUUUCAACAAAUCCAGUGCAAGAGACCAGGUAUUGCAAGAGGUAAGGAGACUGGUGGAGAAGUACAAAGACGAGGAAAUCAGCAUUACCGUAUGCGGUCAUAGCCUUGGGGCAGCCCUUGCGACACUCAAUGCAGCAGAUAUCGUGGCCAAUGGAUACAACGCAACACAGAAUCGGCCGGACAAGCCAUGCCUUGUAACAGCCUUCGUUUUCGCUAGUCCUCGUGUUGGAAAUCCCGACUUCAAGAAAUUGUUCUCAGGAUACAAAAGUUUACGAGGGUUACGUGUAAGGAAUCUGCCAGACAUUGUCCCGACCUAUCCACCGUUAGGAUACUCUGAUGUCGGGGAAGAGUUAACGAUCGAUACCCGGAAAUCUCCGUACCUGAAAACUCCGGGAGACCUUGUAUCGUUUCACAAUCUGGAGGCGAACUUGCAUGGAGUUGCUGGGACUCAAGGCACUACGACGAAAGAGUUCAAGCUCCAGGUAAAACGUGACAUAUCUUUGAUCAACAAAUCCAUUGAUGCAUUGAAAGAUGAAUAUAUGGUUCCUGGUUCUUGGAGGGUUCUCAAGAACAAGGGCAUGGUCCAGCAAGAUGACGGUUCUUGGAAAUUGAUGGAUCAUGAGAUGGAUGGUGAAGAUGUUCAUGAACCUUGCUUGUAUUUUGUUCUCGAAACUUGAUUUUUUUUUAUGAUUCCAAAUUGUUGUCUUAACUGGUGUUAGCAUUAUCGUGUAUUCAUUCGAUCACUGAAAAUUUUACUUGUUGUAAAAUAUUGUUAUAUUUUCUAUUAUUUGAAUAUUUAGUUUGAUGAA
Molecule: messenger RNA, 1511 nt
Organism: Tarenaya hassleriana
Lineage: Eukaryota; Viridiplantae; Streptophyta; Magnoliopsida; Brassicales; Cleomaceae
Product: phospholipase A1-IIgamma-like
Exons: 4
Coding region: 141-1379 (412 amino acids)
Biological process (GO): lipid metabolic process
Molecular function (GO): glycerophospholipid phospholipase A1 activity
Source: RefSeq, a predicted model, not a curated record